GCAGACAAAUCUCAGCUGGAAGAAACGCUGCGGGUGAACGGCAAGGGAAAGAAGAUGCGCAAGCCUCGCACCAUCUACUCUAGCCUCCAGCUUCAGCAACUCAACAGGAGGUUCCAGCGGACGCAGUACCUGGCACUCCCGGAGCGCGCCGAACUCGCAGCAUCCCUCGGUCUCACGCAGACGCAGGUAAAAAUAUGGUUCCAGAAUCGACGUUCCAAGUACAAGAAAAUGCUCAAGGCCCAGCAGCAAGGAGGAGGCGGCGGUGGCGGAAGCGGCACCCCAACUACUCCGGGCAGCGUCGGAGCCCCCCAAACCCCGAGUCAGGGUCCCCACACCCCAAACCCGGGUCCCGGCACCCCGGGUCCCCCAUCUCUGGGACCGCCCAACUCGGCGGGCACGCCACAGUCUCCCAGCGAGCCUUCGCCGGGACCGCAGAGUCCGCCGAGCCACCAUCAGCAGCAGCCGCCACCUCACCAGCAGCAGCAACAGCACCACCACCCUCACCACCAUCCUCACCACCAUCUGCCUCCUGGUGCGAGCCUGACGCCCCCCGCCAUGUCUCCCCCCCUGAACUCUUGGGACAUGACGCCCGCGGCCAAGGCGGUCGCCAUGUCGGGCUAUAUGCCGCAGUACACGUGGUACCACCAGACGGACCCUUCCAUGAACCAACAGAUCCUCACCUAGCGGAUGUGUGUGUGCGUGUGUGCGUGUGUCUUCUUGUGCGGCAAACUAAACAGUGAGGAAGGCUCGCGGACGUGGACCCAGAUGAAUGUUAUUGUUGUUUUUGGUUGUGUUUUAUUUUGAAAGUCGGUUUAGUUUAGGAGGCUUCUGUAGUGGUUCUUCGGGGCGUCUGUAAUGUCCGGAAUGCCCUGGGUACCCUCUGUGUCCGGGUGUAUUAAAUGUCUGGAUUGUGCAGGUGUCUCGGAUAGCCGGUAUGUUACGGAUGUUUUGAAUGUCCCCGACAUCAGUGACUACUUGAAUACCUCGGACAUUCGGAGUGUCCGAAAUAUCCCGGAUCCCCUGGGUGUCCAGUAAGUUAUCAGAUAUCUAGAACCUAAUGAAUGCUUCAAGUGUCACUGACGUCUUGAGCGUUCUGAACCUUUGUGGCAUUCUGACUAUCCUGAACUCCGGGGUGCUUUGAACAUUCCAAACGUCUUGGGCGUCAUUCCUCGGUGCGGCAUGCGCUCCAAACUUCCGUGCCCCUUUUCAUGAAUAUAGAAACAAAAACAGUUCAAACGGCCAAAGAACGCGUGUUUCACGUUAUACAUGGAUGUUAGGAAGAGGAGGAGGACCAUGUAAAGACGUCGGCACCACCCCAAAAAUGUCCAGCUGUCCUUUUUGUUCAGAGCAAAAGAAAGUUUGUCAAGCGAAAUUGAGGACGACACAAUCUCCAUACUUUCAAUGAAGAACUUGUCGAAUAAUCAAUAGGAACGUACUCAGCUGUACUGUCCGUUUAAGUUGAAGUUUUCUCUAGAGUGACAUGGCCAGCAUUGUCAUGCUCCUUACAGACAAGUUUCGUGUUGACUCAUACAUACCUAUACUUGAUAUUGACAUGUGCAUGCGUUUUUUUUUUCUUCUUUUUAUUACUAAGAAAAGACAGUUUACCUUUACUUUAGUAUAGUCCUCGUGUCAGGACGGUUAGCUCUGAAUGCGUAAAAAAACAACCAAAACAGACAUUACUGGGCACUUCAAGAUCUCAUGAUCUCCCAACUGCCGUUUAAUAAGUUUGUCAACAGGUGGAGUUGUAUCAGUAUCAUAAUCUUUCAAAUUGAAUUAAAUUUCCGAGAAGAAAAAAAGAAGCAAGUACCACUUCUUUUUAUGACCUGCUCCUGUCUCCGUGUCGCUUUGAAAGCCAUCAAAUCCUCGCUGCCACUUCAAGUUCUAAUGAAACCUGCAACCUCCAGCUCACUGCAUCAUUUCUUUUCUUUUUUUGCCACUGCAUGCUCGUGCUAAAAUAAUGCUCGUUUUUUUUCUUUUUUUUUUUUUUGCAGGAACAUUUUAUUAUUUGCUUAUACAUUUUUGCAGAUCUGUGUAACUUAGUGUAACAUGUGUCUUUUUUAAGUAGUCCCAUACCAUGAUAACCAACAGGCACACGUCCAACUAUUUCGAAAUUUCGUCCUGAGAGUUGCAUGAAUGAAUGCCUAAUCUUCAUAAUUUUAUUAAUUUUAUUAGGCUUCUCAAAAUAACUUUAUGGGUUUUCUAGUGACGAGUGGAGCAUUCUUUUUCAUUCAUGUCAGCGAUACAUAAGUUUUUUUUUACUUAGUUAUUCACGAGCCAUAACGUUCUAGGACAAUUUCCCUAACCGUAUCCAAGACGCACAGUAUAAAAUUUGCUCUGGUGCCGAGGGACCUUAAAUGUAAAGUUAAUCUCUCUCAAGCACCUGCCUCUCUGCAUCUUAACGAUUCUCGCUUCCUGUCUCCUUUUCUCUCUCACUCUUUCUUCUUUACAUACAUUUUUCUGCCCCUGUAACAUGAACGAUGCUUAAUUCUAUAGAGUGUUCGCCGUCAAGUUUCUGGAACGGCGUAUCACGCACACACAAAAAAAGUUUUUGUAUAAUUUUCCAAUCCUAAUAACUAGGCAACGAUUUGAACUGCCACGUAAUGGCAUUUCUUCCACUCUCCUUCACGAACAUGCGAGCCUGUCAGCCUCACAGCUUGCAUGCAGCUCCAGGCUAAAUCUUUGAAAGAUCUAUUGCUGUGACAAAGUACUCAGGAUUCCAUUGGUAGUCCUUCUUUGCUUCGACUCAGUAUUAUCUGCCCUACAAUGAGGAACAGAACACAUAACGCGACCUACAUAAGUUGCAUGCAAAAAAUACAUAUGCGGGAGCAUACGCAGUUCUAAAAAAAGACUUCGGUUGCGCGAGCACUAACGUUGGGAAGACAAUGACAAAAGUCACACGCUCGAACCUGCUCCUCCCAGUCACUGCACAUAACUCUCGAUGCAUAGUAGAGAGGAAGAUUUGUCUCUAGCAAUGCGCAUGGUUAUUAUUCUCUUCGUCACGUGCCAGACACCUUGGCAACGAUGUUUAAAAAGUGUUCAGGCCGGCGCGCCAUGGCGUUGUCUGCUAGCUUUGCCUUCCUCAAAUUCGAGAGGCUAUGGCGUCGUCUGAUGACUUAAUCUUCCUUUCGUUUGAAAAAAAACUCGCAGGUUGUCAGAAGAGUGCAGACAAAACCCUCGGUUAAGUUCUAUAAAGCUCUGAACGUUUCUGACAUUAGUGCAGAGAGUACACACCUCCCCUGUCAUGGGCGUUACCUUUCAGCGUCUGAUGUCGCGACGUCAUACCCGCAGAAGCCUCCCAUUGGUGGAACCGCAGAGAGUGCCGCUUUCCGACUGUUUGAUUGUUACGUUGAAAUUAUUAUUUAAUAGACACGGGACUCGUAGAAGGAAACAGAAGAGGGAAGAAAACGGAGGAGUCUGUAUUGCGUGUUUUUUGUUUGUUUGUUUGUUUGCUUGCUUUGUUUUUGUAAAAGAUGUAAAUAGGUAUACAAACAAUUGUCUAAGGAAGGAUAUUCAUCACCCAGCGGUCAUAUGUACAUGGCGAUCAACACAUGGAGAGCAGAUAAUAAUGCGCGCCUUUGUAACGGCUAGAGCCACUAAGUGUUCCCAGGGUGGCCGGCUCUGUCUGAAAAAAAUAAAUAAAAUAAAAUCUCCUCAAUAAUUGGUUUGGAGUGUUCAACUUCAAAGUAAUUAAAUGCAUCUCAGUGAACACGUAAGACGAGGUGAGACGCUGUAUUUAGCGGUUCUGCAAGUUUACUCUAAGUGGGACCUUUCUUUAGGCCACUGAUUCAUCGCAAUUAAUGCCAAUAUUAUGAAUCGAUUAGUGCAGCGUCAUCUUCCAUAGCCUCCACGGUGCAAAUAAGCGAAACUUUUGUUUAGAUUUGACUGUGAGGGCUACGGAUGUCUCAGCACUAUUAAAUGAGAACUUGCGUUGAUGUAUUUUCACUGCGGCGUAUUGCUGCCACCCACAAGAUGGCCACGCGUUUAUAAUGAUGACGUCAUUUUGAACCUGCACUUGCGGCGCCAUCUAUCGUUCUUGCGGGAAAAUAGAGCGAGGUUAGGCAAACUUUGGGAACAUUCGGUGGUUCUAGUUGUUCGUGAGUGUGGUGAACGCAGUUGGGAGCCGUGGGCUCCACGUGGCGCGAUAAAACAUUCCAGAGCCUUUUUUUUUCAUGCUCGCGCACGCGCUGUCGCGUGCAGGGAUGGUGUACAUGUGCAGAAAGCGGGUGUGUUUGUGUGCGGAACAUGUGGACGUUCCACACGAUGCGCAAGUGGCGUGCCUGUUGGCUGGCCGUGUGUAUAAUAUUUUGGGAAAAUGUUCUCGAAAAAUAAAUGUCGAUCGGUUGUACAUAAGAAAA
Ixodes scapularis (black-legged tick) is the source of this 4355-nucleotide messenger RNA. RefSeq names its product homeotic protein distal-less. NCBI's taxonomy places the organism in Eukaryota, Metazoa, Arthropoda, Arachnida, Ixodida, Ixodidae. The transcript has 2 exons. The record is from RefSeq and is a predicted model, not a curated record. Gene Ontology annotation, molecular function: DNA-binding transcription factor activity, RNA polymerase II-specific; RNA polymerase II cis-regulatory region sequence-specific DNA binding. Gene Ontology annotation, biological process: regulation of transcription by RNA polymerase II. The coding region runs from base 55 to 684 and encodes 209 amino acids.